CCUCGCUCACUCACAGCUGGUGCGGGCAUAUACUCCCGCCGCCUCCACCCUCGCCGUAAGGUCAUCAGGCACGGCAGUGAGAGCAAAAGUUGGCCCCGACGUCAGUCAGUCGUCGGCGCCGAGCUCAGCUGAGCGAUGGCAAUGAGCACUGCAACGCCCACACCACCACCACGACAAUGACCGACAUCGCAAUGGACGGUGAUGACCUCUUCGACGGCGCGAUCAACCUCGAGUCGGGGUUCUACGAGACGGGCUACGCCGAGGGCCACGCCCACGGCCAGCUGCACGGCCUGUUCGAGGGGAGGCAGCUGGGACAGGAGAAGGCGUGGGAGCUGUGGGAGGAGGUGGGGUUCUACGAGGGGUUUGCGGGGGUGUGGUGCGCGAAGCUCGCGUCGUCGUCGUCGCGCAAGGAGGCGAAGUCGCUCGCCCACGCGCAGACGCUCCUCGGCCUGAUCACCGCGUUCCCAGCGACAAACCCCACGCCGGUCCCCGAUGCCCCGUUGGAUAACGACACGCCCGAGCUCGCCGCGGCGCGCGAGGCGGCGGCGGCGGCAGCGCCAGACCUGCCAGCCAUGCUGAGUGCCAUCCGCGCGCGAUACCGCCUCCUCUGCACCUCGCUCGGCACGCGGCCCCGCCUCGUCACGGCGGCCAAGGACGGCACGGACGGCGCGGGGGAGGGGGCGGGCGUGGUCGAGGGGAUCGAGGGGCCGAUGAAGGGUGUUGAUACGCGCCAGUUGCGGUUCUAA
Messenger RNA from Vanrija pseudolonga, 746 nucleotides. It is a transcript of the gene ORAOV1, whose product is annotated as Oral cancer-overexpressed protein 1. NCBI's taxonomy places the organism in Eukaryota, Fungi, Basidiomycota, Tremellomycetes, Trichosporonales, Trichosporonaceae. The coding region runs from base 177 to 746 and encodes 189 amino acids. The transcript is spliced from 3 exons. The record is from RefSeq and is a predicted model, not a curated record.